This is a messenger RNA of Punctularia strigosozonata HHB-11173 SS5, 708 nucleotides long. RefSeq lists its product as uncharacterized. NCBI's taxonomy places the organism in Eukaryota, Fungi, Basidiomycota, Agaricomycetes, Corticiales, Punctulariaceae. The transcript has 3 exons. Bases 400 to 699 code for a protein of 99 amino acids. The record is from RefSeq and is a predicted model, not a curated record.
AUCAGCGCUUUGGUCGAUCUUUCACCGCCCUAGCAGAUUAUCUUCGACCGGCGGGCCCAAGUUUGCUCAGACAGCUGUGACCGGAGUGAUCGAUGCGGCCGUUAAUACUGGAUCCGGGACGGCUGGGCGUAGCGCCCAUAUACUCUUCUCUUCAGCGCGAGGCGGUUUUUCCGAUUCGUUAGGACGGGUGGAAGAAUCGAAGGCGAGCGCGCCACCUAGUCCUGCGAUCAGUGAUGCGCUCUCUCGCGAGUGGUCGGAAGGUGGGCGGAAGGACACGGUCGUGUUCAGCGUGUUCUUCUUCGGCACCUUUCACGAGGCCUGGCUAUACACCGGGUUGCUGCUCCGGCAAUACAGCGUCUGAUCCCCUCACGCCACGGAUGGCACCUCAUACUCGGCGUUAUGCUCCUCAGCCCGAACCCGCCCAUCCAUUCGCAUCGCUUCGCCAUGUUUUACUGGUUCCAUCUCCAAGCUCAAUCGACGGGCCUCACAUACGUCGUCACGAUGAUGAAAUCCACAUCUGCUUUGCAAUACUCUGAGGAGGAAAACACGCCGUCGCAUGGCUCCCAACCUCCGGUGCUGGAUGGACCGAACGCGUUCACCUCGGCGCCGAAAAGACCAUCGCGCUCUCUCUUGGAAAUAUACGGGACAAAGACUUUGUCGGGGUGGUCACAGAGGACUCAAGACAAGUACACUCGCUAGCGCGCAGGC